AUGCAGUCGGACGAGCGACCUGCGAAGAUGCGCAAACUUAGUCACGGGUCACCAAGCGAAGAUCUUGCCAUGUCAGCGACAGCCCGAGGACUGAGCGACAAUGGCUCUCUUGCUCAUACUGCUCCAGGCCCAUCUGUAUCGUCGACUCAGGAUGACAAUGGAGACACUACAACUGACGAACAGCCACCGCUGUCUAAAAAUGCACAGAAGAGACUCCGCAAGAAGCAAGAAUGGGAAGCUAAACGCGAAGACCGCAAAAUGAUCCGCAAGGAGAAGCUGAUCGCUAAGCGCGAACGAAAGCGAGAAGCACGUCAGUUGAAUGGCGAGUCCGCACCUCUUCCGGUUACCAAGAAACUGAAGCAGCAAAAGCCGAUGCAGCUGCCAGUAACCUUUCUGAUCGACUGUGACUUCGAUGAUCUCAUGAAAGAUAAUGAACGAAUCUCAUUGGCCGCUCAAAUCACUCGGUGUUACUCCGACAACAAGAAAAGUAUGUUUCGAGCUCACCUAGCCGCGUGCAGCUUUAAAGGUAAGUUAAAGGAGCGCUUCGACAACGUUCUCACUCACUACAAAGAGUGGCGCGGGGUCCGGUUCCUUGAUUGCGACUUUGUGCAAGCUGCUGAGGAAUCCGCAACUUCGAUGGUGGACGAGAGCCGCGGCGGAAAGCUUGCUGCGUCUUUCUCUUCCUACGCAGAACUUGACGACGAAGCUCAAGGGAAGCUGAGAACAGAGGGCGAGGUCGUCUACCUCACUUCCGAAGCCGACGACACGUUGUCUGAGCUCAAGCCGUACAGUACGUACAUCAUCGGCGGACUGGUAGACAAGAACCGUGAGAAAGGUCUCUGCUACAAGCGUGCCAAGCAACGUGGUAUCAAGACAGCGAGGCUACCAAUUGGCGAAUUCAUGGAGAUGCAAAGCCGGAAGGUGCUGGCUACCAAUCACGUGAACGAGAUCAUGUUGAAGUGGCUGGAGUGCGGCGACUGGGGCGAAGCGUUCGUGCAAGUUAUCCCGAAACGGAAAGGCGGGAAGCUCAAGGCAGCAUCUGAGCAAGCGGACGAUGAUGAGCAUGCAGAUGGCGUUCUCGACAACAACGAGGACAUGCCGAAGGAUGGUGUCCAAUCGGACCUCGACCCUGGUGCAGAAGGCCCUGAGUUGGGUUUGACCUCGGGAGCUAAUCAGGCGAACGACGACCACGCCAACGGCGUGAACUACAAAGACAUAGAUUCGUCGGAUCACCGUCCUCAACCAGCUUCCGGACCCGAUGCAGAGCGUUUUGCAGCCGAUGCUGUUUCGAUGGGUUGA
Molecule: messenger RNA, 1299 nt
Organism: Baudoinia panamericana UAMH 10762
Lineage: Eukaryota; Fungi; Ascomycota; Dothideomycetes; Mycosphaerellales; Teratosphaeriaceae
Exons: 2
Coding region: 1-1299 (432 amino acids)
Biological process (GO): tRNA N1-guanine methylation
Cellular component (GO): nucleus
Molecular function (GO): tRNA binding
Source: RefSeq, a predicted model, not a curated record